AUGGCAUCCGCCCCUGCACCCGCACAGAAGGUCAUUGUUGUAUACGGUGCUACCGGCACCCAAGGAACAGCCAUCACGCUUUCCCUGCUGGAAAGCAAGGAGAACUUUGCCAUCAGGGCACUGACCCGCAAUCCGGAAUCCGAGAAGGCGCAAAGCCUGGCUCGUCUUGGGGCCAACGUCGUAAGGGCAGACGGGCACAAUGACGAUCAGAUGAGGGCUGCGCUCGAGGGUGCAUGGGGGUUCUGGCUGAAUACGCACCACCAUGAUGCCGCUGUGAUGGAACCCAACGGGCCAAGCGAUGAAGACCUCGGGCGCAGACUGGUCACUAUUGCCGCCGAGGCCGGCAUCAAGGUCUUCAUCUACAGUACCUGUGGCUCGCCGGCAGAGAUCACAAACGGGAAAGCCCCUGUCCCUGGAAUGGACGCGAAACACCGCGUGGAAGUAUUCGCCCGCCAAUUCCCCACCUUCGACGCCGUCAUCGGCGCCUGGCCAGCUUGGUACUUUGAGAACUUCAUCGACGCCGAGUACGCGGCUGCAUUUGGUGGAUUUCCCAUGCAGGCUGAUGAGGAUGGGUACCUCACCUUUACCAGUCCGCGGGUUGGGGGCGAGGGAACGGUGCAGACUGUCUCGGUGGCAGAUGACUUUGGGGAGAUGGUGCAUGCGCUGUUUCUUGAUCCGAGCAGGUGGCAUGGGCGUACGGUUCCGCUUAUGAGCGAUGCGUUUUCGUACGAGGAUAUGGUAGGGGCUUUUAGUCAGGUGACUGGAAAAAACGCUCGAUAUAUACCGAUGGAGUCAUACGAGGAUUUCCCGACGCACGGUGAUUCCGUUCUGGUCGAGCUGCAGGAUGUUUAUCGGUAUAUGCAGAAUGCGAAUGGGUGGUUCUUUGGCGAGCCGGAUAACGUGGAGACCUCUCAGCGGCUGAAGGACAAGGCUCGGUUGGACAAAGGCUUGGAACCACAACAUCUUAUCAGUAUGCAGGAGUACUUUGCGAAGCAUUAUGGGGGUCAGUGA
Molecule: messenger RNA, 1011 nt
Organism: Aspergillus mulundensis
Lineage: Eukaryota; Fungi; Ascomycota; Eurotiomycetes; Eurotiales; Aspergillaceae
Exons: 5
Coding region: 1-1011 (336 amino acids)
Source: RefSeq, a predicted model, not a curated record